GCAUGAAAAGUAAGUUACUGCGAAUAGUAUGCGUCUACGAUGAAUCAGUCAGUGGACAGUGGUUGUAAGAGCGCGCAAGUCCCUGUCUCGAGCUUUACCAUUCAGUCCAUUCUAGGCACUGCGCCGGAGAACACGUGGAAAGACUCGAGCUCAGCGCAGAGGAGACGCACACUAUCCGUGUCUUCGGAUGAGUGCAGUGGUGAAGAUGAUAGUACCGACUACUUUUGCUCUGGUACUGGGGACAAUGAAUCAUGCAAGCCACACCAUUCACUCUCUUUACCAUGCCUCAAUGCCACGCAAGCGAUCAAAAGUGUAGUGGACGGAAAAGAACAUAUAACUCAGGGUAUACUGCAGGAUUACAAAGACAAUAAAGAAAGACAGUGUACGCAACGAUCAUCAAGUCCAAGUGAAAAACACGUGGACGUGGAUGAUAAACAUAGUAACUCAGCAAAGAAAAAGACGCGGACAGUGUUCUCGAGAAGCCAAGUGUACCAACUGGAGUCCACGUUCGACAUGAAACGUUACUUGAGCAGCUCGGAGCGCGCGUGUCUAGCCUCGAGCUUGCAACUGACAGAGACACAAGUCAAGACCUGGUUUCAGAACCGGCGAAACAAGUGGAAACGCCAACUGUCAGCCGAGCUUGAGGCCGCGAACAUGGUCCAUGCCUCGGCUCAGACUUUGGUUGGGAUGCCACUCGUGUUCAGGGACAACGCCAGGCUAAGGGUGCCGGUUCCGAGAUCUGUUGCCUUCCCGACGCCUCUUUAUUAUACGGGAAGCAACAUACCAGGGUUACCUUUCUACAGCCUUUACAAUAAAGUCGAUUAUUAA
Molecule: messenger RNA, 828 nt
Organism: Electrophorus electricus (electric eel)
Lineage: Eukaryota; Metazoa; Chordata; Actinopteri; Gymnotiformes; Gymnotidae
Product: homeobox protein HMX2-like
Biological process (GO): regulation of transcription by RNA polymerase II
Cellular component (GO): nucleus
Molecular function (GO): DNA-binding transcription factor activity, RNA polymerase II-specific; RNA polymerase II transcription regulatory region sequence-specific DNA binding
Source: RefSeq, a predicted model, not a curated record